This is a messenger RNA of Haplochromis burtoni (Burton's mouthbrooder), 778 nucleotides long. It is a transcript of the gene dnajc5ab, whose product is annotated as DnaJ (Hsp40) homolog, subfamily C, member 5ab. The record is from RefSeq and is a predicted model, not a curated record. NCBI's taxonomy places the organism in Eukaryota, Metazoa, Chordata, Actinopteri, Cichliformes, Cichlidae. Gene Ontology annotation, cellular component: intracellular membrane-bounded organelle; presynapse; membrane. Gene Ontology annotation, biological process: regulation of synaptic vesicle cycle.
CUGUCAGCGGGAACGAGCAGGGCAGAAAGUGGGAGGGUUUGCGCGCGGCCGUUGUGUUCGGAUUGACUGCGCGCCCCCUCCCGGUGUAGCCGUUAGCUCGGUGUCCGGUCGAUGUUUUAGCGGCGGAGCGUGGACUGGAAGUGGGAUGAUAGUGUUGUAAACGUCGAGCCAGGCUUCAGCGACCGAGAGAGGACCAGCAGCCGCUCCGCCCCCGGGACAGAACAGGUGUGAGGCUGAGUGAGCGAGCGAGCCCGUGAGAGAAGCACAGAGAGAGAGAGAGAGAUCAUGGAUCACCAGAGACAGAGGAGUCUGUCCACAUCAGGAGAAUCGCUCUACGCCGUGCUCGGGGUCGACAAGAACGCCACCACAGAGGACAUCAAGAAAUGCUACAGGAAGCUGGCGCUGAAGUUUCACCCAGACAAAAACCCGGACAACCCCGAAGCAGCAGACAAGUUUAAGGAAAUCAAUAACGCCCACUCCAUCCUGGUGGACGCCACCAAGAAGAACAUCUACGACAAAUACGGCUCCCUGGGGCUGUACGUGGCCGAGCAGUUCGGAGAGGAGAACGUCAACACCUACUUUGUUCUGUCCAGCUGGUGGGCCAAGGCCCUGUUUGUCUUCUGCUGCCUGGCCACCGGCUGUUACUUCUGCUGCUGCCUGUGCUGCUGCUGUAACUGCUGUUGCGGCAAGUUCAAACCUCACCCGCCAAUGGACCAGGACCCCGAGUUCUACGUCUCCCCGGAGGACCUGGAGGCCCAGAUGACGGCUGAGGAGAGAG